Molecule: messenger RNA, 888 nt
Organism: Penaeus monodon (black tiger shrimp)
Lineage: Eukaryota; Metazoa; Arthropoda; Malacostraca; Decapoda; Penaeidae
Product: zinc finger protein 14-like
Exons: 8
Coding region: 1-888 (295 amino acids)
Biological process (GO): regulation of transcription by RNA polymerase II
Cellular component (GO): nucleus
Molecular function (GO): DNA-binding transcription factor activity, RNA polymerase II-specific; RNA polymerase II cis-regulatory region sequence-specific DNA binding
Source: RefSeq, a predicted model, not a curated record
AUGUCAAAAGUACCAUUUAGGGCUAAGGACUGUGGGAAGACGUGUUCAUCAGAUGGGGUUUUCAAUGAUGUACGAGGGAAGACUGAAGGAGGAUACACAACUAAAAUUGUAAUCCAAAAGGGAAAUGUUUUGCAUGUCAGAAAUCAUAAACCUGUGACACUUGCAGUAAGGGGACAUUUUCGAGAGAAGUUAUGUUGUAAAGCACAAAAGGUACAUACAAAAGAGAAGCCAUACAACUGCGAGAUUUGUAACAAAGCAUUCACAUGGAAGCGUAGUCGAAAACAUGUUCUAGAAAGUCAUAUGACAGUACAUACAAUAGAGAAACCAUACAGCUGUGAGAUUUGCAAAAAAGGCUUCUCAUAUAAAUGUAGUCAAAAGAUUCAUAUGAGAAUGCUAGAAGGAGACAUACAGCUACUUUUCAUCCACAUGCACUGCUGUCACCGACUAGGGAUGAUUAGAGAGAUGGCCCCCGAUUGUCCACAAUGUUCAAAGAAGAUGCUCCUCCCCCUCAUCAAUAAAGUCACAGAUGUGGAAGUCGUUGGCCGAUUUAUACAUGAGUGUUAUCACUUCUUGCAGGAUUUUAGAUCAAGAUUACAGGAGGAAAUUUCUUAUAUAAUCAAAGAGCAACAGAAGGACAUCCAGCUGUCAUAUGAUUGGAAGCUGAUGAAAAAAACUAUUAGUUUUGGUAGUCCCUACGGCGGGGGUGCCCAGCCGUUACGUUCAUCUGGAAGCUCAGGAGAAAGGAGACUGGGGCCCAGUGUAGGGGAUCAGCCCCACCUUGGACCUCAUCUCUCGCCCCAAUCACGGCGCCAGGAAUAUGAUGCUGAGCAUGGAAAUGGUUCCUCCAUGGUGCCAGUGCUCUUCCCAAACACCGCUCACGGAAUUUGA